AGCUAGUUCAUCCUCAAAGCUGGCCUUCCACCCGAGUCUGAAACCAGCCUGGCUCUGAACUUGUCUCACACUCACUCUCUCCUUCCCUUGCUGGGGCUCAGAGAAACCUUUGUCCCUCGUGGGAAAGACUGGUGUGGUUUUGCUGAGCUUUUUAUGUUGUGCUAAAUUCUUUUCUGGGGAAAGGGGGGAAGGGGAAAAUCUCCUUCCUUCCUAUUUUUUUGUUACCAAUAGCAAAAGUUGAUCUACCUUUGUUCUCCACCUGCCAUGUGUCCUCCUGCCCUUUUCCUUUACCUGUCCCUGGAGACCAUUGUUGGCCACCGGCCAAACCCCCAAUCCUUUGUUGGUGGUGUGUUUCCAAGAGCCUGGACUAAGCAGAACAAACACUGUUGGUAGUUAACGGCUUAGUCUUUAGUCAUUAAUUGCUGUGGCUAUUGUGCCAUUCUGUAAAACAGCCAGAGAGGUGCUUGUUCAUGACCGAUGCAUUGUUAAACAGAUGAGUGUUUUCCUUCUGUUUCCCUUUGCAAAAUGCCAUUCUUAUAUGUGUAAUACAAGCAUUGAAGUACACUUAUAGCUUUAAAAUAUUGAUUUUUUGGGGGAAAAAUACAGUUUUCAUUGACCCCCAGGAGAAAAAAAAAAGGAUUUCGUAUAAGUGAAGCUCAUGAGAACUGUCUGUUUUAUAGACUUCUAUGAACAUAUUUAGUGUUGUUUUACACAGUGUUUUAACAAGCUUGGAAUUAAAGGAAAGCAUUGACUCUGUCUACAAAGGAGAGAAAGAGAUUAAGAGCUGAACACUGAAUUUUCAAGAAUUACUAAAUCACUGCUUGGGGAGUUCUGGAACACACAACUCAAGAAACACUUUUUGAAGGGCAUGAUUUCAACUCACUUUGUCAAGCUGAGUCAGUGUUCAGGAUGGGAAUGGCUUAAGUCUGGCUUAAAAGUGGGCUGAUACAGUGAGAAAGGAAUAUCCUGAGCAACAGAGAAGUGUGCUGUAUUUCAGAUUGUGCCAGUGCUGCUGCAGAUUUUUGCUGAGAAUUGAAACUCCAACUGGUUAUUUUUCUUGUGGGGUGUAAGGUUUAUGCUUUUGCAGGCUUUGCACUGUCCUAACUACAUAAAAUAAAAUCUGGUGCAGAUCCAUGUUUCUGAUAUCUGAUGGUGAUAUGAGAGAUCUGCCUGUCCAUAUUCUGAUCUCACACAACAGUAGCUCUGGUUUCUGAGAUAAUUUGAAUUUAUUGUGCACCCCACAGCCACAGCAAAGAUAGGACACCUAGAAAUGGAUGUAAAAGGGAAAAAUGGGUAAUUAUGUAUAUCUAUUCACCAUGUGAGCAUGAAGGGAAAUAUUUGCCCAAGAAUCUGCUGAGUUCAAAUAGCAAAGGUGAUUUGUGUUCCUAAAUGGUUAAUCGUGACUUAAAAAUACCCAUAUUGACAGGAACUGCAGGAUAAAUGUCAUUGGAACUUCUUGUUUUUUUAAUACACCUUAAGAAAUUAAACAAAGCAAAUGCAUUUGGUGGCGCCCUCAGGAAAAGUCCAGUCACUUCCUGACCAGUAAUCUGCCUGGGAGCAGCAGAUAGAUUCUCAUUGUUUGCCGUUUCCAGUUUCCAGUAAUGGGAACGAUUACUUGAUCCAGCCAGUCUCUGUGGCAGAUCUGGGAUAACUUACAAAUUUUCAUGGCAAAUUUUUAUCGCUUUCCAUAAAGAGCCAACGGAAAAAAAAGACCAUAACGUGGUUUUGGUACCUGGAGGCAUCACCUCUGAUAAUGAAUAUUGUUUGAUUUUGGGGUUAAGUGUCUGUUCUUCAGGAACGAGAUGUAUCUUGCUCUUCUGGUGAUUUUCUUGCAGUGUUCAGAACUCUACACUCAGGAUAAAGUUUUUACUUUCAACACAGUUGAAAUCAAGGUUGAGCCAUCUUUCAAAGUGAGGAAUGGAGCUCCCAUGUCAAUUAUCUGCCACGCUGAUAUCAGCAAAAGUGCUGAUUUCCAGCUGAAGUAUAAUUUUACAAUUUUUAAGGACCGCAAGCUCGUGUUUAUGACUGUGUCAGACACAGGAGAUGCACGGUAUGAAAUACCUGUGGCCAAAUCUUCAGACACAGGAGACUAUCAGUGUACUGUGAAAGCAGAUAAAAAGACAGGAUCGAGUGACCCCGUCCACGUUUGGGUAACAGGAAUGACCAAGCCAACCCUGACUGCUGACAAAAGAGAUGUUUUGGAGGGUGAAGUUGUGAAGUUACGUUGUGAGCUGCCUGAAGAAGAACCUCCUUUACAGUUCUGUUUCCGAAAGAUAAAGACGAAUUCAACGCCUAGAGAAACAUGUGUACCUGAACCUUACACAAAUUUUUCUGUACUGGAGGUUUCUGUUGAAGAAGGAGAUAAUAUUUUACAAUUUGAUUGUUUUGGUAGGAGAAAUGUAAAACUUGAAUGGGAAGACUCAGCACACAGCAACAAAACCCUCGUUACAGUCAGGGAACCAUUUAUAAAGCCCACUCUGACCACUGUGCCCUCAAGUAAUGUUACAGAAGGAGACCAAAUACAAUUUGAAUGCUCAACUGUAGUAGUUCGAAUGCGUGACAUUGAAAUCAUCCUCCAGAAAAACAAAUCAAUACUGAACAGUGUACAAGAUAAGAAACUUCUGAGAUACUCCACAGUAGCUACUCUAGAGGACAGUGGUGAAUACCUGUGUAAGGUGGAGCAAGGGGGAGCAUCUAAAACCACUAAACUGAAUGUUGUCGUGUCAGAGUUAUUUCCCAAGCCAACACUGGUUGCUUCUAUGACUAAGCUGGAUAAGAAUAAAGAAUUAAUUUUGAAUUGCAGCAUUAAUGGUUUUCAGAAAGCUAACUUCUCUAUCAUACGGAAAAACGCCAAUGGAGACAUCCCACUGAAAAAUUCUCAAACCUUAAAAAUGAGAGUUAAUGUGAAUGAUACUGGAUCUUAUACCUGUAAAGCUGAAGUAAAAGGAAUAGUCAAGGAGAGCAAACCUGUAAGGAUAAAUGUUUAUGCUCCAGUCUCCAAGCCAACUCUUUCCGUCGCCGGCGGUUUGCCGGAGGUGGUGCUGGGGAAGCCUCUGCAGUUGAUCUGCCACUCAGUGAUGGGAACACCACCAAAAACCUUCAGGUUCUACAAAGGAGAUGACAUUGAGAAAAUAGUCAUUAAUGACACAUAUGCUACGUUCUUGGAUGAAAAUAUCAGACUGAAUGACCAAAGAGGAUACAGAUGUGAUGCCAGAAAUAAUCACUCCAGUGGUGUGAAAACCAGCGAUAUCCUGAACGUCACAGUAAUAGUGCCAGUCAGGGAUGCCAGCUUGGGCAGUGUUCCAUAUGGAGAAGUGGAAGAUGGCAGUGAGAUUGCUUUUCUCUGCUCUGUGAAAGAAGGGUCUUUGCCAAUCCUGUUCAGGUUUUUUAAAAAAACUGAUAAUGAGGUUCUUCUGUUUGAAAAAAUUGAACAUAGAGACAGAGCCAUGUGGCACAAGGAAACAAUGAAGAGGCAGGACACGGGGACAUAUUAUUGCGUGGCCUCGAACCAAGCCAACGUGGACGUGAGGAGCCAGCCCAUAACCAUCAGUGUCAUCUUGGCAGCUUGGAAGAAAGGAGUCAUUGCUGCAUUGGUCCUGAUAACCGUUGCAGGAGCGGGAGCACUCGCCUUAUGGUGGUUUUUGCGUAAGAAGAAAAAGACUAAAGGACCAUCCAUGGAGAUGUCUGGUUCAGCCUUGGCUGCAAACUUGACAAGUGAAAAACUGGCAAGACAGCCCAGUGAUGGAGACUAUUAUUCAGGAUCAGGUUACAUUGAAGAUAGUGAAAAUCACAUGAAAUCAACAGAUGAGAGUAAAGGACCUGACCUUGAGAGUGCUGAGGUGGAGUACACUGAAGUUGAAGUAUCAACGCUUGAUCCUCACAGAGCUCCUGUACAGAAGGGGACUGAAACAGUUUAUAGUGAAAUCAGAAAAGCUAAUAAUGAUUCUAUGGAAAACAGGCAUUCUAGAAUAUCAGGGCAUCCUGAUGCUACUUAGAACAGUCAUCUCAAAGAUCAGCUGGGAGAAGAAAACAAGCCAAGAUGGAAGAUGUUGCAAAUGUUUCAAAGGCUCUGCAGCAGUUAUUUAUGAGUUUGCCAGACUCUUCUUUUCAAAGUUUAUUUCCUUAGGGGGAACAAUAGAGAUGUUCCUAAAGCAUUUAAUGGAAAAAAUUGCGAAUAAAAAUUCUCAUAGGAAAGUGGCUCUAGAAACCACUGACCCAGGUUCUCAUUUUUAUUUUCUCCUGCUAAUGCAAUUUUGCCCUUUUUUUGCCUCCAAUUCAUCAUUCUCUGAGGAAACAAAAGGGGAAGUUACAGCUGAGGAAGCACAUUUCUACAGUGCAGUGACUACUGGGAUGCCAGUAGGACGUAGAAAUAUCUAAGCUUGCUUUGAACUUGCUAGCUUGGUUAUCAGUGACACUUCUGUGGCAGAGCAGAGCUCAGCACAGCUUGGCCAGCCAUGGAUGUACUUUCUGAUCCUGCAGCUUGUGCUGAACUCCCUGUGCUGCAGCAGCUGGACUGCUACCAGGCUUGGAGCCAGCUCACUUAUAGCCCUGGGGAUGCUUCACUGCAGGGAGGGCCUGACAGAAGAGAGAGCUCUGGGUGCUCGAAAAACUUGAAUAACUGUUGGGAGAUUCAGACUUUACCAAGUGCUUCUAUCAGGAGGGGCACAAAUAGUCUUUAUUCUUUGCUAAACUGCUUUUCCCCUUUAGAAGGUCUGGUGCUUGUUGGUUAGUUUGGUGUGAUGGUUCUUCAAGAAAUGAUUGUCCAUCACAGUUGUUUUGGAUGAUUCUAUGAUAGGUCUUCAGGGAGUGGAUAUACUGCACCCAGGUCAGUGAGUUUAUACCUGAAAAUCCUGUUAUGUAUAAUCCUUAUUCCUUUGAUUUUAGGAGCGAUCUGAAGUCAUACUUGUGCCCAGUUUCUCCAGUAUGGAACUCCAUACCUAACCUUUUUCUGUAUAGCAUGAUAAACCACUAACAUGGAUCCAGUCUGGACCUGGAUCUAAUCUCUGCAGCCCAUGCUUAUCUCAGCUGCAUUAGUUUAAAAAAAGAACACAAAACAAACCAGAAAAAAUGCUGUCCUAGCCCCAUAACCAGCUGGCCUUUGGCACUGCAAUUGCUCUCCUUUUCUUACUGCAGAUUAAAUUACUACAAGAUCUGGGCCACAGGUAAGAAGGUUUUCAUUUUAAUUAGAAAAUAGUGAAAGAGAGGCCAUGGAUUCUGUAUGCAUACAUAGUUACUGCUUUAAGCAUUGCAUCAAGGGUGCAAAACAACCACAAAACACAAAAGGGUUUUAUAUCCUCAUUCCAAGUGUUUAAAUUUUCAAGCUCCAGUUACUGGCUAAUAUCUCUAAUUUAUUGUUCCCUGUGCAAAUGUUGUUUGUAUCACAAGCCUGUCACAACUGACUGACUUCACAGCUCUUUCUGUUGACAAAUGUUCCUUCAGCAUCCCAUGAGUGUCCAUGCAAAUGCCUUAGUAUAAGGAAUGUGAAAAGGUAUUUUAAUAAAGAAAACUCUGAAUUGAA
Molecule: messenger RNA, 5518 nt
Organism: Pseudopipra pipra
Lineage: Eukaryota; Metazoa; Chordata; Aves; Passeriformes; Pipridae
Gene: PECAM1
Product: platelet and endothelial cell adhesion molecule 1
Exons: 16
Coding region: 1803-3995 (730 amino acids)
Biological process (GO): cell surface receptor signaling pathway
Cellular component (GO): plasma membrane
Molecular function (GO): transmembrane signaling receptor activity
Source: RefSeq, a predicted model, not a curated record